CUGGUACAAAUCGAUAAACUCAAUUCGUUGGCAUCACAAAAUGGGCACCAGGAUGUCGAAGAAGGGUGGUGUUGGAGAAAUAUAUCAAAAAGAUAUGGCACUUACACAAUUCGGUUUUAUGGGAUACGUCCUUACUACACCUAGGUCUUUUGGGCUGAACACUACAUUGGAAGAAGAAGAAGCAUUUAAUCAUUUCUGGCGUGUAAAUGGUUAUAUGUUAGGCAUCCCUGAUAAAUUGAAUAUUUCUCGCAAAAACGCAAAAGAAACUACCGAACUAUGUCAUAAAAUCAAAAAUUUGUAUGGAACUUAUUUGAGUAACGGUUCAUCUGAAUUUGAUGAAAUAGCGAUAACUGCGUUAAAUGCAGUAUGGUACAUUGAUAUAACCGUGGAUAUAGAUUCUUUCAUGGCAUUCGCUUAUAAAUUACAUGGACUCCCAGGUAAAUAUUCAAUUUUC
Trachymyrmex cornetzi is the source of this 454-nucleotide messenger RNA. RefSeq lists its product as uncharacterized. The transcript has 2 exons. Lineage: Eukaryota; Metazoa; Arthropoda; Insecta; Hymenoptera; Formicidae. The annotation marks the transcript as partial. The record is from RefSeq and is a predicted model, not a curated record.